Messenger RNA from Drosophila gunungcola (fruit fly), 2474 nucleotides. It is a transcript of the gene Maf1, whose product is annotated as repressor of RNA polymerase III transcription MAF1 homolog. NCBI's taxonomy places the organism in Eukaryota, Metazoa, Arthropoda, Insecta, Diptera, Drosophilidae. The record is from RefSeq and is a predicted model, not a curated record. Gene Ontology annotation, cellular component: nucleus. Gene Ontology annotation, molecular function: RNA polymerase III core binding. Gene Ontology annotation, biological process: negative regulation of transcription by RNA polymerase III. The transcript has 4 exons. The coding region runs from base 575 to 1255 and encodes 226 amino acids.
GAGAAAAUGUGAAAAAUAUUAUUCGUUUGUAAUUAAAAAGAAGAGUUUGAUGUCCAUACACAUACUCUCUGCCAAAUAGUCAAGUAUCAUUUUAUGGACCGGGCCCCGAUAAAUAAAUUGUUUAUCAAAAGCCCUAAUAAAAGGAGUACAUUGUGUUCGCAUUCACACACGCAUGCACGCCUAUGGUUAUUUGUUUGAUAGCAACACAAAAAAAAAUUUAAAAAAAGUUUGAAAUCCAAUCAGCUUUUAUUAAAGUUUGUGGAAAUUAAACAAAAUCUUGAAGAAUAUACAGUUGUAAAACCUUAAAUGCAUUAAUUUUUUACAUUAAAUUAAAGGACAUACAAUAUUUAAUUGCAAACACUGGAACCAUGCAGAGACUAGCUGAACCACAUCAAAUGAUUGCCUAUAUGAUUGAAUUGUACCUAAUUAAAACAAGGACUAUUAAAGCUUAACACUACUUAACAAGACAUAUUUAGUUACCUUAAAAAUUAAUUCGUUAAAAAAAUUUUAAAAUUGCUGCAACGCUGUCGUUGAAGCUGAGAACAUACGUGUAAUAAAAUUUAUUUAACAUAUAAUGAAGUUACUAGAGAGUUCACGUUUCGAGGCAAUCAACAACGCACUUUCUAUACAAACAAGUGGUAUCACAAUCUUCGGUCGUAUAGAAAGUUACUCAUGCAAAAUGGUUGCAGCCGAGAAAGUGUUGUAUAAACGAUUUACAGUAGACACUCAUGGGCAUGACCUUCAGGCGCUAUCACCCCCCCAAACUUUGACUGACUUUUCGCCCAACUUUCGCCGGCACAACAGUCAAUCUGGAGAUGAAGGAAUAACUCUUUGCGACACUAUCUCCAGAAAAACAUUGUUUUACCUAAUUGCUACUUUAAACGCGUCGUUUGAGCCUGACUACGAUUUUUCCGACGCUAAGUCCCAUGAAUUUAGCAAAGAGCCUUCAUUACAAUGGGUUAUGAACUCAAUCCAUUCAAAUCUCUCCGCUUUAGCGGGAGAUCAAUACCAAGUUAUACGUCAACCUUUAUGGUCUGCCGUUGAUGACGAAGUGAACUUAUCAGAAUGUGACAUAUACAGUUAUAAUCCAGAUCUGAGUUGCGACCCUUUUGGAGAACCAGGUUGUCUGUGGUCGUUUAAUUAUUUCUUUUACAACAAAAAACUAAAACGAAUUGUGUUCUUUACCAGUCGUGCAGUGAAUUCUCUUUAUGCUGGUGAAACCUCAGACUUUUCGAUGGAAGAGGAUGUGUAUUGACGUUGGCUACAUACAACGUUAAUAUGAAGCUGUAUUUUUUUUCCUGCAAAUCCGGAUGCAAAACUGGUUAGAGAUUCCAGUAUGUGGUUCAACUGUAGCCGACUCUUACCGUAUCUUUCUUCUUAUGUGUAGUUUCUUAACGCUUAUCUGGCUAACGUUCAUAAAUAUUAUUUAAAUUUGUUUAGCGAAGUCUACUUUAUAAGAUCAGUAAAAUGUUCAAAAUAAGAAAAAUUUAUAUGAGAGCAAUAUUGUAGUAUCUUGGGUACUCUCGAAUGACUGAAUUGCUGAAAUUCGGUCAGCUGGUCGUCAACUGUUUCAUACGAAUUCAACUGGCUAAUAAUUCAGCUGUUCAGCAACCCAGACGCUGCUAAAAUUUUUGUUAAACAGCUGAAAAGCCAGGGUAAGUCGCCCUUUACUACUGAAAUUGAGAAGGUCCCAACAUGAAAGUAACCACCAAAUAUAAGGAAAGAAGAAAGUUUAUACAGUCCAUUGCUUGUUAAGGGGGUCUUCUACUUUCGAGGCAAGAAAUUGAGUGGUUAUUUAGGGAAUUAAUUUUUCUACUGCAUAGAUUUGAAAAGUUUUUUUUAUUUAAAAAUACCAGUUUUGAUUUGUAAAUUUUGUUUUUGAACUUAAAAAAAAAUGUUUCAGGACCUUGGAAUGUAUUUUUCAUAAUACAUGUUAAAACUGCAGUGGUCCCGCUUAAGCCUCGAUUGGCGAACGGGUUUGAAAUCAGAAAAUUGGUAUUCCUUAGAGUCAUAGUUACGUCGACUAUUCUUUGACAAGGCAAAUUAAAAAAAAAUUUUAUUUAGUAAUUAGCAAAAGUUAUGCAACAAUAAGAAAAAAAAUCAACUUUAAACGUAAUUUUUUUACCUGUUAGGCGCUAUAAAAAUGUAGCAAAAAAAAAAUUAAAAAAUCUUACUCGGCAAAACAUAGCGGACAAAAUCCUUUUUGCAGCGUAUUCCCAGAAUCAUACAGAUUAGAACAAAGAAAAAAAAAGAUUUUUUGAAACCUCGAGAGUAGAAGACCCCCAUAAUGAAUCCGAAAGAUAGUCUAUUUGCUGUUCCUAGGCAUUAUCCUCCAAUUGAAUCAAUUGCUAAGACAAAGUAAAACUGAGGCAAUUGACAAACCAAUUGCUGACAAUUUCCAGCAAUUCAGAGAUUCAGUCGUUUAAGGAAUACCCAAAUUGAAUAAAACAAUAAAAAUAUCAUUAGGUUAUUUA